AUGUCUCCUUGUCAUUUCAAUGUCCCAAGCUUUGAGAACAUGAAGCAAACUGUCCAAGAGAAGUUUGGCUUGUCUCCCUGCACCUGGCAGCUUCAGGCAGCUCAAUAUCAGCUCAACAGCAAGGAUGUUAUCAUGAUCUCCCCAACUGGCUCCAGAAAAACAUUGACAUUUUGGAUUCCUCUCAUAUUUAACGCAGGUGGGAUUAUCAUUAUUGUGACACCGCUGAAUAUAUUAGGAGAGAAGAAUCAAAAGGAGGCAGAGGCAUUGGGUUUCCCCGCCAUCAAUCUGUGUAAAGAGACUGCCUCAGAUCAGGCGUUCAAGGACAUCGAGAAGCUUAAAUAUUGCAUCAUCAUGGUCAGCCCAGAACGGUUACUCAGCGACUCACAUUUUCAGGCAUUAUGGAAGUCAAAGAAGUUCACUGAGACAAGGUUCCAAACAUUCAGAGCAUCACUUUGCAUCUUUACAGUGAGCUGA
Messenger RNA from Suillus bovinus, 474 nucleotides. RefSeq lists its product as uncharacterized. Gene Ontology annotation, molecular function: nucleic acid binding; ATP binding. NCBI's taxonomy places the organism in Eukaryota, Fungi, Basidiomycota, Agaricomycetes, Boletales, Suillaceae. The coding region runs from base 1 to 474 and encodes 157 amino acids. The transcript is spliced from 2 exons. The record is from RefSeq and is a predicted model, not a curated record.